AUGACUGCUGUUGUAACUCCAGAUGGAGUGCCACUCCCUCCCCCCCGAGAGAUCCCGUCCACGUUCGUCUCGAGUCUCAAGAGCUGGUGGGCUGCUGGGGAGAAGGAGAGCGCUGCAGCGGAGGAGCGCCUACUCAGAAAACUACCAUUCUUUCGACCCGCAGGGUCACCGCCUUCUUCCCCAGACAAUGGCUUUGCUUCCGUGGCUCAGAGUAUGCGCGUUGAGCUAGAUAACCCCAAGCAUUACAUCAAUACGCUAGCCAUCACACCCACCACAUCCUCGGCGUCGCCCUCUCGCCCACCAACAGUACUACUACAUGGAUACGGUGCUGGAUUAGGCUUCUUUUUCCAGAACUUCCUCGCUCUGGGACAAUGGGUCGGUCGUCGUGGGUCCCCCAUCUAUGCGCUCGAUUGGCUGGGAAUGGGUCGCUCAGCUCGCGUUCCCUUCACUGUGAAAGCUAAGCGCGAUGAUAUCGAUGGGCGAGUCCAAGAGGCCGAGGGGUUCUUCAUCGACUCGCUCGAGCAGUGGAGACAACGGAUGGGGCUGGAGCGCAUGACGCUUAUCGGUCACUCACUAGGUGGCUAUUUGAGUGUCGCGUAUGCACUGAAGUUCCCUACACGUGUGAGCAAAAUCAUAUUGCUCUCGCCUGCAGGCGUACCUCGGGACCCAGAUAGCACAGUGUAUUCGCGCGAGGUGACUGAAGCUCAAGAGACAGAUGUGUCAAAUUCCGAUCAUGCCGAGAACGCUACAAAGGCACGCAUUGAAAGCAUGAAGUCCGACCAGAAGGAGGCACGAAAUAAGGAGAGUCGCUCCCGCAGAUUGCUUACAUACCUCUGGGAGGAAGGAUGGAGUCCGUUCCAGGUGGUUAGAUCGUCGCUGUUCUGGGGUCCCAUGUUGGUCGGCAAGUAUUCAAGUCGACGUUUCAUUGGUCUGAGCGAAGAGGACACGAGGGCAAUGCAUGCUUAUAUCGUGAACCUUGUCCUGGCCAAAGGUUCGGGGGAGUAUUGCGUCUCGCAUCUGCUUGCACCAGGAGCUCAUGCUCGGCGGCCUCUCGUAGAUCGCAUUGCAGCCCUGAAAGUACCUAUCACUUUUAUAUAUGGUGAACAUGAUUGGAUGGAUCCUGACGGCGGUGCUCAAUCUGUCGAGAAUCUACGCAAGGCUGGUAAUGGCAACGGCAAGAUGUAUAUGAUUCCUCAUGCUGGUCAUCAUGUGUAUCUGGACAAUCCCAAGGCUGUCAACGAUUUGCUUAUCAAGGAACUAGACCGCCAACAAGAGAGAAUGUAG
Molecule: messenger RNA, 1284 nt
Organism: Fibroporia radiculosa
Lineage: Eukaryota; Fungi; Basidiomycota; Agaricomycetes; Polyporales; Fibroporiaceae
Exons: 6
Coding region: 1-1284 (427 amino acids)
Biological process (GO): cardiolipin acyl-chain remodeling
Cellular component (GO): mitochondrial inner membrane
Molecular function (GO): A2-type glycerophospholipase activity
Source: RefSeq, a predicted model, not a curated record